This is a messenger RNA of Danaus plexippus (monarch butterfly), 1290 nucleotides long. RefSeq names its product pentatricopeptide repeat-containing protein 2, mitochondrial-like. Gene Ontology annotation, biological process: multicellular organism development; mitochondrion organization; regulation of mRNA processing. The record is from RefSeq and is a predicted model, not a curated record. Gene Ontology annotation, cellular component: mitochondrion. NCBI's taxonomy places the organism in Eukaryota, Metazoa, Arthropoda, Insecta, Lepidoptera, Nymphalidae. The transcript has 9 exons. Gene Ontology annotation, molecular function: protein binding; RNA binding. The coding region runs from base 90 to 1220 and encodes 376 amino acids.
UACUAAUGACAUUUCUCAGCCCUCGAUUAUAACCUAUCAUUGUUUGAAAUUAAAUAAGCCUAAAUUUUAAAUUAUAUUACGACCUAAAAAUGUCCUUAUAUAACUACUUAUCAAAAAUAUUUUUAAGCAAUAGCUCACGAUAUACUUUUGGAAUCAGGAGUUUUCAUACAACACACGUGCAACAACUGUACGCUCCAUCAGCACUAGGAAUCGAUGGUUACUUACAAACUAGGAAAAGAAUAAAAGAACAAUUUUCUAACUUUUCCGAUAAAUUUAGAACCAAAAUGUUAGAUUUUGUAAGUGAUUCGAAAAACAUGAUUUUUACUGAAGAUUUAAAGAACAUGGUGCAUUUAGCGGAGCCGACAGAUUUGGAGCUAGUUACUAAUAUGAUUAAAAAGUUUAACACACAGAAAACGGAAUUCAGAUUUGGUUCUUUCAUAUUUGGUCCAGUAGUCAUGAGAAUGUUUCACUUUUUAGAUGCACCCAAUGAAGCAUUAAAGUGCUUCGAGGACCCGGACAAUAAUGGUUUUUUUGAUCAAUUGGUGUCCUAUCAGAUACUACUUGACCUGCUCUAUAAUAAUGAAAUGUUUGAUGAAAUGUACAGGGUGUUUGAAAAGGUUCAAGAGAAACAAGUGAACAUGACAAAGUUUCCUAAAUAUCCGGUAGUUUUAAUAUUGGCAGCAUGUUACAAACAGAAUACACCAAAGAGUUUUGAAUAUGCAACAAAGUUAUGGUCGGAUAUGAUUAAUGUUGGUAUUGUACCAUUGAGGAGGGCAUCUACUUUUUUCGGCGCUUUGGCAUUAAGGCAAGGUGCUCCACAUAUAGCUUUGGAGUCAAUGUCACAACAGAAACCACAUUACAUCACUAUUAGAAAUAUAAAGGCAGUUUCAUUAUCAGAGCUACACAGAUUUGAUGAAGCUAUGACAGUAUUAAGAGGUGUUCUAGAUGUAGAUCAACCAGAACAAAAGGACAAACAUACAUUCUUCAAAGAAACUAUUACUAAAGUUCGUACAGCCAUAGAGGACUCAAACAAUAAAGACACCCUGAAACGAUUUGAGGAUAUUGAAAAGGCUUUGAAGGACCGUAAUCUUAUAGAUGAUCAGACAUUAGAUCAGUUGAUAACAUCCGAGAUCACUCUUAAGCCAAGAGUCAAAAACCUACCUCGUGGCAUGCCCAAGAUGGCAUUCAAGAUGAGACAAAAGAAUGAUUUAUUAGGGUAACAACAUGUUGGCUGUAUGAAUGUGAUUGUGUUGUAAAAUAGAUUGUUAAAAAAAUAAAUAAUUGAAUGUG